AUGACGACCGCCACCUCCCCCAUCCUGUUGAAAUGGGAUCCCAAGAGUCUUGAAAUCCGUACCCUGACUGUGGAGAGGCUUCUGGAGCCCCUCGUCACACAGGUGACUACCCUGGUGAACACCAGCAACAAAGGGCCAUCCAGUAAGAAGAAAGGGCGCUCCAAGAAGGCCCAUGUCCUCGCCGUGUCUGUUGAGCAGGCUACCCAUAACUUUUUGGAAAAGGGUGAACAGAUCGCCAAAGACAGCCAUGACCUCAAGGAGGAGCUCAUUGCUGCUGUUGAGGAUGUCCGUAAGCAAGGGGACACGAUGCGUAUUUCCUCCUCAGAGUUUGCCGAUGACCCGUGUUCCUCUGUAAAGCGCGGCACCAUGGUGAGGGCGGCCCGCGCACUGCUCUCUGCUGUCACCCGUCUGCUCAUCCUCGCUGACAUGGCUGAUGUCAUGAGGCUGCUGGCCCACCUGAAAAUUGUGGAGGAGGCCCUAGAGGGAGUAAAGAAUGCGACCAAUGAGCAGGACCUGGCAAACCGCUUCAAGGAGUUUGGGAAGGAGAUGGUGAAGCUUAACUAUGUGGCAGCUCGGAGACAGCAGGAGCUGAAAGACCCCCAGUGUCGAGAUGAGAUGGCAGCUGCACGUGGAGCCCUGAAGAAAAACGCCACCAUGCUGUACACGGCCUCACAGGCCUUCCUGCGCCACCCGGAUGUGGCGGCCACACGUGCUAACCGGGACUACGUGUUCAAGCAGGUUCAGGAGGCCAUAGGAGGCAUUUCCAGUGCUGCUCAGGCCACCUCACCCACUGACGAGAAGCACGGCCAUGCCGGCAUUGGAGAGCUGGCUGCUGCCCUCAACGAAUUUGAUAACAAGAUCAUCCUGGACCCUCUGACAUUCAGCGAGGCUCGUUUCCGCCCCUCUCUUGAAGAGCGCUUGGAGAGCAUCAUCAGUGGUGCCGCACUAAUGGCUGACUCCUCAUGCACACGUGACGACCGCCGUGAACGUAUUGUGGCUGAGUGCAACGCCGUUCGACAGGCCCUGCAAGACUUGUUGAGCGAGUACAUGAACAAUACUGGCAGGAAAGAGAAAGGUGACCCAUUGAACUCAGCCAUUGACAAGAUGACCAAAAAGACCAGAGACCUGCGCAGACAGUUGAGAAAGGCAGUGAUGGACCACAUCUCAGACUCUUUCCUGGAGACCAACGUCCCUCUGUUGGUGCUCAUCGAAGCGGCCAAGAGUGGAAAUGAGAAGGAGGUCAAGGAGUACGCCCAGGUGUUCCGUGAACAUGCUAACAAGUUGAUUGAGGUGGCCAACCUCGCUUGCUCCAUUUCCAACAACGAGGAGGGUGUGAAGUUGGUUCGAAUGGCUGCCACCCAAAUUGACAGCCUAUGUCCACAGGUUAUCAACGCUGCUCUCACUCUGGCUGCCCGUCCCCAAAGUAAGGUGGCCCAGGACAACAUGGACGUUUUCAAAGAUCAGUGGGAGAAGCAGGUGCGCAUCCUUACCGAGGCCGUGGAUGACAUCACCUCUGUGGACGACUUCCUUUCUGUGUCAGAGAACCACAUCCUUGAGGAUGUCAACAAAUGCGUCAUUGCUCUGCAAGAGGGAGACGUGGACACUCUCGACCGAACUGCUGGAGCCAUCCGGGGCCGAGCUGCUCGCGUGGUCCACAUCAUUAACGCUGAGAUGGAAAACUACGAACCUGGGGUCUACACAGAGCGUGUGCUGGAGUCCAUCAAGCUCCUGUCUGAGACGGUCAUGCCCCGUUUUGCUGAACAAGUGGAGGUUGCUAUCGAAGCACUGAGUACGAAUCCUCCACAGGCCUUUGAGGAGAAUGAGUUCAUUGAUGCGUCCCGUUUGGUCUAUGACGGCGUCCGUGACAUCAGGAAAGCUGUCCUCAUGAUAAGGACACCUUUCAAACUGGAAGAUGACUCUGACUUUGAACAGGAGGACUAUGAUACUCGCAGCAGGACUAGUGUCCAGACUGAAGAUGACCAGCUUAUUGCUGGACAGAGUGCUCGGGCUAUCAUGGCACAGCUUCCCCAGGAGGAGAAGGCAAAGAUUGCUGAGCAGGUGGAGAGCUUCAGACAGGAGAAGUGCAAGCUGGAUGCAGAAGUGGCCAAAUGGGAUGACAACGGCAAUGACAUCAUUGUGCUGGCCAAGCAGAUGUGUAUGAUCAUGAUGGAGAUGACGGACUUCACCAGAGGCAAAGGCCCCCUGAAGAACUCCUCAGAUGUGAUCAACGCCGCUAAGAAGAUUGCAGAGGCUGGUUCCAGGAUGGACAAAUUGGCCCGUGCGGUUGCAGAUCAGUGCCCUGAUUCAGCGUGCAAACAGGAUCUGCUGGCCUACCUGCAGAGAAUUGCCCUGUACUGCCAUCAGCUCAACAUUUGCAGCAAAGUGAAAGCUGAGGUCCAGAAUCUGGGUGGAGAGCUCAUUGUGUCCGGGCUGGAUAGUGCCACUUCCCUGAUCCAAGCAGCUAAGAACCUCAUGAACGCAGUGGUGCUGACUGUAAAGGCUUCUUAUGUAGCCUCCACCAAGUACCAGAAGGUGUACGGAACAGCAGCCGUUAACUCACCCGUGGUGUCUUGGCGCAUGAAGGCCCCUGAAAAGAAGCCUCUGGUAAAGAGGGAGAAGCCCGAGGAGUGCCAGACACGUGUGCGACGAGGCUCCCAGAAGAAACACAUCUCCCCUGUCCAGGCCCUCAGUGAAUUCAAGGCCAUGGACUCGUUCUAA
Cyclopterus lumpus (lumpfish) is the source of this 2718-nucleotide messenger RNA. RefSeq names its product catenin (cadherin-associated protein), alpha 2 (gene ctnna2). Gene Ontology annotation, cellular component: actin cytoskeleton; adherens junction; catenin complex. NCBI's taxonomy places the organism in Eukaryota, Metazoa, Chordata, Actinopteri, Perciformes, Cyclopteridae. Gene Ontology annotation, biological process: cell-cell adhesion; cell migration. Bases 1 to 2718 code for a protein of 905 amino acids. Gene Ontology annotation, molecular function: actin filament binding; beta-catenin binding; structural molecule activity. The transcript has 19 exons. The record is from RefSeq and is a predicted model, not a curated record.